This is a messenger RNA of Pocillopora damicornis (cauliflower coral), 1514 nucleotides long. RefSeq names its product monocarboxylate transporter 10. NCBI's taxonomy places the organism in Eukaryota, Metazoa, Cnidaria, Anthozoa, Scleractinia, Pocilloporidae. Gene Ontology annotation, biological process: transmembrane transport. Gene Ontology annotation, molecular function: transmembrane transporter activity. The record is from RefSeq and is a predicted model, not a curated record.
AUGGUUUGGUUUGCCAGUUUUCUGGCUGGAUAUCUAUGUGAUCACUUUGGAUAUCGCAUCACAUGUUUUAUGGGAGGAAUCCUGUGCAUUGCAGGACUCCUGUGCAUUGCAGGCUUGGUAGCGACUUCCUUCGCUAAUAGCCUCACUGUCAUGUACUUUACUUACGGUUUGGUGUACGGAAUGGGGGCCUGUUUCAUUUACAACUCUUGCUUCUUGGUUGUUGGAACGUAUUUCAAACAAAAACUCUCGUUAGCUGUUGGUAUAACGGCAUUAGGAUCUGGUGCAGGUGUCUUUUACAACGGUCCGUUGCUACAAGCUCUUUUGGACGCGUUUGGAUGGAGAAACACAUUUAGAGUAAUGACGGCAACCUUCGCUCUUGUUUGCAUUUUGAGUUUGAAUUUCAAUCCAAAUGUAGAGACAACAUCGGAGGUGGAUGUGGAAUCAGAAACUUUAGACGCGGAACAAAAACUAGGAAUUAAGGGAAGAAUCACUUUUUACUGCAGCGUGUGGACAUUUCCUGUUUACACUUUUGUAGUCAUUUCUAUAACAGUUGGAAGUUUUGGCAUGUUCAUUCCAAUCAUCAAUCUGGUCAAAUAUUGUGAGGAUCUUGGGAUCAAGGCGCAGAGUGCCUCUCGAUUGUUCAUCUUCAUUGGCCUUACCUCAUCCCUUGCACGGAUUCUGUCAGGAAAACUGUGCGAAUAUCCAAAGAUUAACCCAGUGUUUGUCUAUCAGUCGUCCCUGUUUAUUGGUGGUAUGCUUCAUACUAAUCUUUCUCUCUUUGGUUUUGCGUUGACUUCCACAGGAAUGAUGGCAGACCAAACAGGGAACUACAUAAAUUCGUUUUACAUGACCGGCGGUGUUGUGAUGUUUGCAUUUUUGAUUCCCUUUGCAUUGAUUUUCAUCAACCGGGAAAAGUCUCGAGUCAGCCCAAUAGUGUCAAGAGAAAUGAAAGACAAAGAAGCAAAGUGUACUGCUCCAAGAGCCGAUGUGGCAGCCAAUAAUUUCCCUGCUCAGAGCUAAUUAAAAAAUAACCGCACUCAUCUUUUCCAGCAACUUUAACAAUGUCUUCAGAGUAAAAGUCUUUCGUCUUUUAUAGUGAAACUGAAAAGCCCCAUUGCCUUUAAAAUCGAAGGCUUGUUAUGUAAGGUGAAUGGCAUAUGAUUAGUUUGCCUUUAACAAGAUUUAAUUUUAUGGGCAAAAACGCUAAUAAGAGGAACGAAUGAGUAAAGGAGAUCAGAUGAUUUAACACGAAGCUGUAAAGUACUUUAACUUUCUUUAUUUUCAUGGGGAACAGCCGUGGAAAAUUUCUGUUAAAAGCAACGGAAAGAGUUUUUUCUUCUAAGACUCGACCGUAUCCUUCUUAAGUCCGGGCUCUAGAGAUUGAAAAUUUGCACUUUUGAUAUAUAUGCGAUAUUGACCAAGCGUGAGGUCAAGAUGGCUAGAUAUUAGCAGAGUUCUUUUUUUGCGUUUCAAUGGACCGGGACCAAGUCGAGGUCCAUAGAAGCGCAAAAAAA